This is a messenger RNA of Pelobates fuscus (common spadefoot toad), 1546 nucleotides long. RefSeq names its product pinopsin-like. Bases 308 to 1486 code for a protein of 392 amino acids. Gene Ontology annotation, molecular function: G protein-coupled photoreceptor activity. NCBI's taxonomy places the organism in Eukaryota, Metazoa, Chordata, Amphibia, Anura, Pelobatidae. Gene Ontology annotation, biological process: cellular response to light stimulus; G protein-coupled receptor signaling pathway; phototransduction. The transcript has 5 exons. The record is from RefSeq and is a predicted model, not a curated record. Gene Ontology annotation, cellular component: plasma membrane; photoreceptor outer segment.
UGUGUUAAGUGACAGCUGCUUUAAGCUUAACAGACUAUGUGCAGAUCCUAAAGGUUAACAGAAGAUGGUGUCUGAUGUCUGCAUUUGGAUUCAGUGGUGACAGAACUGACUCUAAUGGAACUGAGACAGGCGUGAAAGUGAUAUUUGCCUUCUAUCUUCAGACCUUCAGUUUUUCAAAUAACCCAGAGCACAGGAUUGAAUGUACAUGGCCGGCCAUAAAAGGACACAAAAUGGGAUGGAUUACCGAAACCUAGGCAUUUAACAACACCUUCAGCAGAUAACCAAAUCUUUACCUGAUCAAAGUGCCAUGAUGUCCAACAUUAUGAACAACUGGACAGCAAAUGUCACUUUGGAAACUUCCCUUUCCUACUUUGGUGAUGAUGCUUCCCAGUCCGAAGAACCUGUAAUGUCCAGGACUGGGCAUACAGUAGUAGCUGUAUUCCUUGGAUUUAUCCUUGUGUUUGGAUUUUUAAAUAAUUUUGUGGUGCUAAUUCUCUUUUGUAAAUACAAGACACUAAGAACUCCUGUCAACAUGAUGCUUCUAAACAUCAGUGUCAGUGACAUGCUAGUGUGUAUUGCUGGCACAACUCUGAGUUUUACAUCCAGCAUACAGGGCAAAUGGAUUGGAGGGGAAUAUGGCUGCCAGUGGUAUGGCUUUGUGAAUGCAUGCUUUGGUAUUGUGUCACUUAUAUCACUGGCCAUCCUAUCAUACGAGCGCUAUUCUACUUUGACACUAUACAACAAAAAUGGACACUUCUAUAAAAAAGCAUUGCUUGCUGUGAGUAGUUCUUGGAUCUAUUCCUUGAUUUGGACAGUUCCUCCUCUCCUUGGAUGGAGCAGUUAUGGAAAGGAAGGAGCAGGAACAAGCUGUUCAGUACGUUGGAGCUCCGAAUCAAUUGAGUCUGUUUCUUACAUCAUCUGCCUCUUUAUUUUCUGCUUGGUCCUGCCUGUGCUAGUAAUGGUAUAUUGUUAUGGGAGACUCCUUUAUGCUGUAAAACAGGUUGGAAAGUUUAGAAAAUGCACUGCUCGCAAACGAGAGUACCAUGUGCUGUUCAUGGUGAUCACCACUGUUAUUUGUUACCUAAUGUGCUGGCUGCCAUAUGGAGUGAUUGCCCUCCUUGCUACAUUCGGCCGCCCAGGGGCAGUAUCUCCAGCAGCAAGUGUGAUUCCUUCAAUUUUGGCUAAAAGCAGUACUGUGUUCAAUCCAAUCAUCUACAUUCUUAUGAAUAAACAGUUCUACAAGUGUUUCUUGUUGCUCUUCCACUGCAAUCCUAAAGAACCAUUGGAAGGGAAAUCCAUGUGUCAGUCCAAUCUGACUGUUAUUCAGCUAAAUCAAAGAUUCACUAGCACCGCUGGAGCCCCAGAACUCACAAGGUUACCAGAGAACUUGGAAAAGGUACCUUGCAUUCCAAAUCAAGACAAAGAGACAACAUAUGAUCAAACUAAACAUAUCUCAGCAAAUAAUCAUUGCAAAACAAGUCAAUGAUGUGCUUCUUUUAACUGUAUUAUGAAAUUCUUCACAAUAACCAAAAAUAUGAAUCUAAAA